GGCAAGAGGAACGGGGAGGGGGCGGAGUCAGGGGAGAAGUUUCGCUUUCGCUUUCCAGUCCAUCUCUCCCACGCUUCAGAUCUACCCAGCAACCGCCGCCGCAAUCUGCACGCCGUUUUUCCAUUGGUGGAAUAUUUCCGCCGCAGCUCCUCUUCCGGACCCUUCUGCUGGCGGGGCGGGGAUUGCUUCGUCCCGAUGGGGGUCCUCAUCCGUGGGGGCCCCUGGAUCCUGUGCGCUGCUGCCCACCUGCUCCUGCUGGACUGCGCUGCCUCUUCCUCCCACUCCAUGCGCAAUUUUUACACUGGGGUGUCAGAGUCCGGCCAGGGGCUGCCCUGGUUCGUUGCCGUGGGCUACUUAGAUGACCAGCCCAUCUACUACUACGACAGCGAUACCCGGAGGGAAGAGCCUGCGGUGCCCUGGAUGGAGAAAGUAGAGGAGGAUUAUCCCAAGUUCUGGGACAGGCAGACGCAGAUCUUGCAUGGCUGGGAGCAGACGUUCAGAGCGAACGUGGAGAUUGUAAGGAACCUUUACAACCAGAGCAAGGGGUUUCACACCUGGCAAGCCAUGUACGGCUGCGAGCUGAGGCAGGACGGGCACAUAAGUGGGUAUUCCCAAUUUGGCUACGACGGGAGGGACUUUGUCACCUUCGACAAGGAGACCCUCACCUGGACGGCAGCUGACACAGCAGCCCAGGUGACCAAGAGGAGGUGGGAUGCCGACUUGGCUGCCAACCAGCGCAGGAAGCACUUCCUGGAGGAGAUUUGCAUCGAGUACCUGCGGAAAUACCUGAACUACGGGAAGGAGGUUCUGCUCAGGACUGAGGCUCCAGUGGUCAAGGUGAGCAGGAAGGCAGACUAUGACGGCCUGGAGACCCUCGUUUGCCAAGUCCACGGCUUCUACCCCAAGGAGAUUGAGGCCAACUGGGUGAAGGACGGGGAGGUCUGGCAGGAGGGCACCCUCCGAGGAUUGGUCGCCCCCAACUCGGACGGGACCUACUAUCUCUUUCUCAGUGUCAAGAUCGCCUCUGAGGAGAGGGAGCGCUUCCGGUGCCGCGUGGAGCAUGACAGCCUGGAGAAGCCUCUGGACGUGGCCUGGGAGGAGCCAGCAUCCAACAUGGGACUUGUUAUUGGGUGCAUCUUGGUAGCUGUCCUGCUGGCUGGAAUUGCUGGGAUCUUGGUGUGCAUCAAGAAAAGGAAAGAUGGAUACAGAGCAGCAUCAGGUGACCCUGGAGAGGGUGGGGUCAUCCCAUGUGUAGUCCUCGAGGAUGCUGAGCAAGCCUGAUCUUGCCUUGUCGUGAUUCACCAGCCGGGGCGGACAAGGGAGAGUUGCCUCUGAUCCAAUGAUGGUUGCUUGCUGAUGUGGUUUUGAGGAUUUGUCUCGUAUGGCGAGAGUGUUGGUUUGCAUUUCUUUGUACAGAAAGUAUUGAUCUGAUGUGUAGAGAUCUUUCCUGUUCUGCUUAAUCCAAGAGGGUUCUGGAAGGUUUCUUCUCUGUGUGAAAGAAAGAUCUCGUUAGGGUUAUUCCUUCUGAGUACAGCUGGUUUCAGGGACGCAGAUGGUGCUGUGGGUUAAACUACAGAGUCUAGGA
This is a messenger RNA of Podarcis raffonei (Aeolian wall lizard), 1585 nucleotides long. Its product is annotated as H-2 class I histocompatibility antigen, Q9 alpha chain-like. The record is from RefSeq and is a predicted model, not a curated record. The transcript is spliced from 7 exons. Lineage: Eukaryota; Metazoa; Chordata; Lepidosauria; Squamata; Lacertidae. Gene Ontology annotation, biological process: immune response. Bases 196 to 1281 code for a protein of 361 amino acids. Gene Ontology annotation, cellular component: external side of plasma membrane.